Echinococcus granulosus is the source of this 1185-nucleotide messenger RNA. Its product is annotated as WD repeat-containing protein 92. The record is from RefSeq and is a predicted model, not a curated record. Gene Ontology annotation, molecular function: ubiquitin binding. Lineage: Eukaryota; Metazoa; Platyhelminthes; Cestoda; Cyclophyllidea; Taeniidae. The transcript is spliced from 4 exons. Bases 1 to 1185 code for a protein of 394 amino acids.
AUGUGCUUAUCAACGCUGCGAAUAUUUUUCAAAAAGACGUUUAUAACACGGUUUGUGGUUGCAUUUGUACGGUGGUCUAAAACUCUGAUGGACAAGCCUCAAAUUAUCGGUCAUCUGCAUAAAGCCCUAAACUACACACUUUUUGACUGCAAAUGGCUUCCAGUUAGCACUAAAUUUGUCGUGGUUGGUUCCAAUCCACGUGACACUGGGCAAAUUCAGAUCUUUGACGUCACGGCUACCGAUCUCAAACUCGUCCUAGAGGCGGAGAAAUCUAAGUCUUACAAAUGCUGCACUUUCGGCGCCUCUCGUCUUCCUAACGCUCAUCUUGCCACAGGAGCAUUUGAUGGCCGCAUGGCCAUCUGGGAUUUGGACACGGGGGCUCACGGGGAGAUAAUCAACGCCAUUGACGGUGUAGGUGGUCUAGGAAUUGGUGAAGGGGCCCCUGAGAUCGCCACGGGCUCCCGCGACGGUUGUGUGAAGGUCUGGGACCCCCGUCAACCCAAGACUCCUGUAGUCACCAUAGGGCCCAGUGAUGAACAGGGUGGUGGUGACACGUCGGUGGUAGCUCCACGCGAUUGCUGGACCCUAGCCUUCGGUCACGCCUACAAUAUCCACGAUCGUUGCCUUGUAGCUGGCUACGACAAUGGAGAUAUUAAGCUCUUCGACCUCCGAGCUAUGCGCGUGCGAUGGGAGACAAAUGUGCGCAAUGGAGUGUGCUCGGUUGAGUUCGAUCGGAAGGACAUAGACAUGAACAAGCUAGUAGCGACUACGUUAGAGUCGAGGAUUUACGUCUUUGAUAUGCGCACACAACAUCCACAGCAUGGUUUCGCCUCAUUGACAGAGAAGGCGCACGACUCGACUGUAUGGCAGGUGCGACAUUUGCCACAACAGCGUGACAUCUUCAUGACUACGGGAGGGAAUGGGUCACUGUGCUUGUGGAAGUAUCACUACCCAAUGAAGCGUCAGAGAAUGGUGAAAAUGCCAGCAAGCGACGGAGAAGGAGAAAAGGAAAGAGAGGUGGCUGAAGGUGUAAUGGGAAAGGUUGAAUUGCUGCAAAAUAUCACUCUAGCCUCCCAGCCCAUUGCCAGUUUGGAUUGGUGCAAAGAAAAGAUGGGACUGGCGGUGUGUGUCGGUUUUGAUCAGGCACUUCGAUUACUCAUUGUGACAAAGCUGAAUCGAGUGUAA